AUGGAUGACGGCACUAAAUCUCUGCGCUACGAGCUCCUGGCAGAAAUAGGAGAGGGCUCUUAUGGUAAGGUGUAUAAAGCCAGAGAGGUGGGAGAGAAACAGCGCCUCCUAGCGGUGAAGAAAUUCAACAUCCGCGGAGACACGUCAGAGAACGGGAUCCCUGCCUUCAUGAUCCGCGAGGUGGCGCUGCUGUGCAAGAUGAAGUAUUUCAACCAUCCCAACAUAGUCAAGCUGUUGGAUGCGUCUGCCGUACGAGUGGGCCAGAGCUUGGACCUCACUCUGGUGUUGGAAUACAUUGACCAGGAUCUGUCUACCUACCUCUCUAAGGUUCCUGCUUCUGGACUGAACCGUAACUGUAUUAAGGAUGUGAUGAUGCAGUUGCUGCAAGGAUUGGACUUCUUGCACACAAACAUGGUGCUGCAUCGUGACCUAAAACCAGAAAACAUUCUGGUCAGCAGCCACGGAGAAGUCAAGAUUGCAGACUUUGGGCUGGCACGCAUCUACACCUUUAAUAUUGCUCUCACUCCAGGUGUUGUGACGCUGUGGUAUCGUGCUCCGGAGGUGCUGCUGAACUCAGUGUACAUGUCCUCAGUGGACAUGUGGAGUGCUGGCUGCAUCUUGGCUGAGCUCUACCUUUUGAGACCACUGUUUCAGGGAUACACAGAGGUACAGCAGCUGCAAAAAAUCUUUGAGGUUAUUGGUUUGCCCAGUGACGAGGAGUGGCCUCAGGACAGUCCCAUUUCCUACUCAGUCCACUGGGGACCAAAAAGCUCCUGCACCAAGCUGCUGCCCAACCUGGACCCAGAUGAGAACGACCUACUAUCUCAAUGUCUGGCAUUCAGACCAAGUAAUCGCAUCUCAGCUGCAAAAGCCCUGGCUCACCCUUUCUUCAUGAAGCACUGAGGAUGUCGGUCGAAUGACGAGCGGGGAGCAAAAAACGUAGCAUCCAUCCACGAUCUGCAGUCAGCCAUACUAACGAGUCACGUGCCGUAAAAAUAAUCGUACGCUUUGUUGAAAGCAUUUGAAAGCUUUUAACAUCAGUUCAUCAGCAUCAUGAGAGACUGUGGCCACGAUUGAGCGGAAUACACCUUUUGUACCUUUUGAAUAUUUAGUUAAUAAAAAUACAUCAUACCUGACUUGUUGGACGUGGCUCUUACGGCACAAAAAUCUGCAGCUUUAGGUGAGAGUGGAAAUGUCCUAAUGGCAGCAUACAUUGUAUCAGCACAUAUGUUUUGAUACCAUUUCUGAAUAUGUAUUUGGUUUGCAAUGUAACAGUUUUAUUUACUUAGUUACUUUAAUUUCUAAAUGUGACCUGCCUUCAU
Molecule: messenger RNA, 1322 nt
Organism: Scomber japonicus (chub mackerel)
Lineage: Eukaryota; Metazoa; Chordata; Actinopteri; Scombriformes; Scombridae
Gene: cdk21
Product: cyclin-dependent kinase 21
Exons: 7
Coding region: 1-903 (300 amino acids)
Biological process (GO): protein phosphorylation; signal transduction; G1/S transition of mitotic cell cycle
Cellular component (GO): cytoplasm; nucleus; cyclin-dependent protein kinase holoenzyme complex
Molecular function (GO): ATP binding; cyclin binding; cyclin-dependent protein serine/threonine kinase activity
Source: RefSeq, a predicted model, not a curated record